Arabidopsis lyrata subsp. lyrata is the source of this 650-nucleotide messenger RNA. RefSeq lists its product as uncharacterized. NCBI's taxonomy places the organism in Eukaryota, Viridiplantae, Streptophyta, Magnoliopsida, Brassicales, Brassicaceae. The transcript is spliced from 3 exons. The coding region runs from base 100 to 501 and encodes 133 amino acids. The record is from RefSeq and is a predicted model, not a curated record.
AAGGCCACGAUCGAUCACACGAAUCAUCAUCAUCAUCAUCAGAAGCAGUAAUUAAAUUUGAUUUUUUUGAUUAGAAAAUAAAAAAAAGAGAAGAGAGAUAUGACUGAUGGUAAACCCGACGAGCAGCUCUUUCAGCUUCUAUCGGGUCUUUUUGAUUUUGUGGAAUCAUUGACAAAUACAGAAGAGGUUGAGCUACGUUCUAAGAUUGAAGCUCUUGGUUUAGAAGUCACCAAAGUGCCUUCAAAAUCUGCUCAACACCUCAAUGAGGUGGAGAUUGCUAAGGAAUUAAACAAGUUAUCAGCAAAGUUGGAUGAUGUAGAUGAGAUGAUUUCAUCUGCUAUAGCUUCUGAUCCACAAGUUCAGACGCUGCUCAGCGGCACAGCAGAUGUUUGGAUGCCGGUUAUUACUGCCGGGGCCGAGGAGAGGCUUAACUUCACAGCCUCUCUUGCUGAUGAUGAUGAGCUUUCUAAGAAGGAUACUACCAACAAUACCAGCUCUUAAUCCCAUUUGCUUUUGAUGAGCUCAUGUCGCAGUUUUCACUUUUGCAGUCUUGUUUCUUUUAUGUAUAUCAAAACUAAGAAAAGCUUAAAUUCAUGAGUGGUAUUGAUGUUGGAUGUUUAUGCAAAUUGAAUACAACUGUUUAUUCAUUA